GGUCACCGAGUUCCCUCAAUCUAAAGAUGGCGGCUUCGGCUGCGAGGGGAGCUAUGGCUCUGCGGGCGAGUGCUGUCCGGCCAGUAGCUUUUGUCAGAAGAAUUCCCUGGACAGCCGCUUCGAGUGAGCUGAGAGAACACUUUGCACAAUUUGGCCAUGUACGAAAGUGCACUGUACCUUUUGACAGAGAGACUGGCUUUCACAGAGGACUGGGUUGGAUCCAAUUUUCUUCAGAAGAAGAACUUCAGAAUGCACUACAGCAGGACAGUCAUGUUAUUGAUGGAGUAAAGGUCCACGUUCAAGCUCAGAAACGAAAAGUUUUGCAAGGGGAUCAGACAUCUGAUGAAGAGAAAGAUUUUUGAGACUAUUACUGCCUAUCAAAUAAUGGAACAAAGCUGAAAA
Molecule: messenger RNA, 402 nt
Organism: Miniopterus natalensis
Lineage: Eukaryota; Metazoa; Chordata; Mammalia; Chiroptera; Miniopteridae
Gene: SLIRP
Product: SRA stem-loop interacting RNA binding protein
Molecular function (GO): RNA binding
Source: RefSeq, a predicted model, not a curated record